Molecule: messenger RNA, 2591 nt
Organism: Prosopis cineraria
Lineage: Eukaryota; Viridiplantae; Streptophyta; Magnoliopsida; Fabales; Fabaceae
Product: NADPH-dependent diflavin oxidoreductase 1-like
Cellular component (GO): cytosol
Molecular function (GO): flavin adenine dinucleotide binding; NADPH-hemoprotein reductase activity; FMN binding
Source: RefSeq, a predicted model, not a curated record
AAAAAAAACGAAACUCUCUGGAAGAAGUUUGGAACUGCCGCCAUUAUUUUCAGUCCGCGAAUGCGAUUUGGAUGUUGAUCGUCCUCACGCAGUGGAGCCUGUAAAUUGACCCCUUUCAAAUCCCUACUAUACAUUUCCUUCUUGUGCAGUCUCCACAAGUCACAAUUUGAAUAUCUUUUUGCCUCCAAUCCCAGUUCAUCUAUUCAGAUACAGCUCCCAUAUUUUCCUCCCGGGUUAUACUCAGUCCGUAUUUCAAACCAUUUCCUUACCUCCCCCCCCCCAUCAGGCUCUUCAUCACUACCCAGAUCAAAUUCAAAACCUUUUGACUCCUCGGAAUAAGCUUGUGCUCGUUCAGUAUAUAAUUUUUUGUUUGGGUUGUGGAGGAUUCUUUGUCAUGGAAGACAGGUCAAAGCUGCUGAUUCUAUAUGCUACUCAGACUGGAAAUGCAUUGGAUGCAGCGGAGCGGCUUAGUCGCGAAGCUGAACGAAGAGGCUGCCCUGUCAAGCUUCAUUCUAUGGACGGAUAUGAUCCUGUGAGUUGCUUUCUAUUUGCAUCCCAUAGACGAAAUUGCAGGGUGCUAAAACUCUGGCAGGGUGAGAGCUUAUUACCCAAGGAGGAGGCUGUGAUUUUUGUGGUUUCAACCACAGGCCAGGGGGACACACCAGAUUCCAUGAAGGUCUUUUGGAGGCAUCUUUUGCAGAAAAACCUGAACAAGCAUUGGCUGAACGGCAUUCCUUAUGCUGUAUUUGGUUUGGGUGAUUCAGGAUACCUGAAAUACAAUUUUGUUGCAAAGAAGCUUGACAAAAGAUUAAUGGAUCUUGGUGGAAGAACUAUUUUAGAAAGAGGCUUGGGAGAUGAUCAACACCCCUCAGGCUACGAAGGUGCUCUGGAUCCUUGGAUGUCAUCUCUAUGGAGAGUGUUAAGUGUAAUAAAACCUGAAUUCUUCCCCAACGGUGCUGAUAUCAUGAUACCAGAUGAAACAUUAAUUGAUCAGCCAAAAGUUCAAAUCACAUAUCACAACACUGACAAUGUGGAGUUCCAAAUUUCUACUGCUUCAGAUUUAAAGUAUAAUGAGAUUCAAAUUGGAGAUGCUCGUUCGAUGCAUCCUGGCACAUCCCAUCCUGACAGAAGUAGGCCUGGCUGCUUUCUUAAGAUGGUAAAGAAUCUUCCUUUGACCAAAUCAAACUGCGGAAAAGAUGUCCGUCACUUUGAAUUUGAAUUUGUUUCACAUGUUAUUGAAUAUGACGUUGGUGAUGUCCUUGAAAUUCUCCCCAGUCAAGAUGCCGCUGCAGUUGAUGCUUUUAUACAGCGCUGUAAAUUAAAUCCUGAUUCAUUUAUUACUGUCAGUCCCAGAGAAAUGAAUAAUUGUGGUGCACAUGUCUCUAAAAUCCCGAUAAGGUUGAAUACUUUUGUGGAAUUGACAAUGGAUGUAUCUUCAGCUUCCCCUCGACGAUAUUUCUUUGAGAUCAUGAGUUAUUUUGCUACGACGGAACAUGAGAGGGAACGGCUUAAAUAUUUUGCUUCACCUGAAGGAAGAGAAGACCUCUAUCAGUACAACCAGAAGGAGCGGAGAACUGUUCUCGAGGUGUUGGAAGAUUUUCCUUCAGUACAAAUGCCAUUUGAGUGGCUAGUGCAGUUGGUUCCUCCACUGAAAACUAGAGCAUUCUCCAUUUCUUCUUCUCAAUCAGCUCAUCCCAAUCAAGUACACUUGACUGUGAAUGUGGUAUCUUGGACAACACCUUACAAAAGGAAGAAGAAAGGCCUAUGCUCCUCAUGGCUAGCUUCACUAGAUCCCAAAGAUGCCAUCUACAUUCCAGGUUGGAUUCAUGAAGGUUCUCUUCCUCCUCCAUCACCAUCACUUCCACUGGCACUCAUUGGACCUGGGACUGGUUGUGCACCUUUCCGUGGAUUUGUGGAGGAAAGAGCAUCACAAAGCAGAACUAGUUCAACCGCACCAAUUAUUUUUUUCUUUGGCUGUCGAAAUGAAGACGGCGACUUUCUGUACCGGGACUUCUGGUUGUCUCAUUCACAAAAUGACGGCGUGCUCUCAGAAACAAGGGGUGGUGGUUUCUAUGUUGCUUUCUCAAGAGACCAACCUCAAAAGGUUUAUGUUCAGCAUAAGAUGCAUGAACAGAGCCAAAGGAUCUGGAAUCUGUUAGCUGAUGGAGCUGCUAUUUAUAUAGCAGGUUCUUCAACCAAAAUGCCAGCAGAUGUAUCAUCAGCUUUGGAGGAAAUUGUCUGUAAAGAAAGUGGGGUGUCAAAGGAUGCUGCUUUGAGGUGGUUUAGGGAUCUAGAAAAAGGUAAAUAUCAUGUUGAGGCAUGGUCUUAGAAGACGACUUAAAUCUGUUUGUGCUGAGUAGUUUGAGAGGAAUCAAGAUCCAAUAGAUCAGCUUCUAGAAGUCUAAUAUGAUAAGGUGGAUUCCAGAUUCUGGUUCUACAAAUUGAAUUUUGCAUAGUUCAUUUAAGUACUCCCUUAGUUGCUAAAUGUUGGAGCUAGUUGGGAGGUUUGUUUUAAUUUUAAAUGUAAGAUCUCUAUUCGCUUUGUCUUACAAAUUUAUAUUUUUUCCCUUAAUUAUCUCUCCUUGAUUGAA